AUGUCCAACCACGUGGAUACUGUUGAUCUCAGCCUCAUUGAGGCUCCAGUCACCUGGCGCGCCUACAUGAUCUGUGGCUUUGCAAGCUUCGGAGGCAUCCUUUAUGGCUAUGACUCUGGCUACAUCAGUGGUGUCCUUGGCAUGGACUAUGUCAAGGAGCACUUUGGGCACCACGUUCCCAAGAGUGAUGAUUCCCCUGCCGGUUUUGAGAUUGCGACUUCGCGCAAGUCUCUCAUCACCUCUAUCCUGUCUGCUGGUACCUUCCUCGGUGCAAUCCUUGGUGGUGCCGUGGCUGAGAUGAUUGGUCGUCGCCUGGCUAUCAUGCUAUCCUGCUUGAUCUUUUCCAUUGGAGUUGCGGUUCAGGUUGCUACCACCUCCGUUGGUGUUCUUGUGGCAGGUCGUCUGGUUGCUGGUCUUGGAGUCGGUGGUGUCUCCUCUGUUGUCAUUUUGUAUGUCUCCGAAAUCAGUCCCCGACGUGUCCGUGGUUUGCUUGUUUCCAUGUAUCAAUGGGCGAUUACUAUCGGUUUGCUCGUGGCUUCUGGCGUUGAUCAAGCCUGCAAGAACCGAACCGACUCGACCUCUUACCGCAUCCCCAUUGCUCUUCAGUUCAUCUGGGCCAUCAUUCUUGCCGCUGCUAUCCAGGCCGAGCUCGCGGAAAUCCAGGCCAACUAUGAUUAUGAGAAGAGAAUUGCCAGCACUUCCUGGGCUGAUUGCUUCAAGGGUGGUAUGUCGCCUCGCGGCAACCUCCGUCGCGUUAUUGCGGGCACUGCCUUGCAGAUGUUCCAGCAGUGGACUGGGAUCAACUUCAUUUUCUACUACGGAACCACCUUCUUCCAGCAGGUCGGCUUGCAGAACCCUUUCCAGAUUUCGACUAUUACAAACGUUGUCAACGUUGUCACCACCCCCGCCUCAUUCUACAUGGUUGAGAAGUACGGACGUCGUACUCUACUGAUUUGGGGUGCCGUUGUUAUGUGCAUUUGCGAAUACAUCAUCGCAAUCGUUGGUGUUGCUUCUCCUGACGGACACGCAGCAAACACCUGUCUCAUAGUGUUUGUCUGCUUCUACAUUGCCGCGUUUGCCACCACCUGGGGCCCUGCAGCUUGGGUCGUCAUUGGCGAAAUCUACCCCCUUCCCAUCCGAGCCAAGGGUGUUGCCCUCGCUACAGCUUCGAACUGGUUGUGGAACUGUGUCAUCGCCGUCAUCACUCCCUAUUUGGUUGACAAGGAAUACGGCAACUUGAAGUCAAAAGUCUUCUUUGUCUGGGGUAGCGCACUCUUCCUCUGUCUUUUGUUUGCCUUCUUUGUUAUUCCUGAGACCAAGGGUCUCACUCUGGAGCAGGUUGACAAGAUGCUGGAGGAGUCUAGCCCUCGCACCAGUGCCAAGUGGUGCCCUCAUGAUACUUUUGCUCACGAGAUGGGCAGCGCGCAGUUCGGUCCCGGCAUCGAAGAGCAGAAGUCCACUGCCCUUCACUCUGAUAAGGCUGUUCACGAGGGAUCUCUAGAGCGCCGCCGUCUUAACGAAUGUUAA
Molecule: messenger RNA, 1527 nt
Organism: Penicillium canescens
Lineage: Eukaryota; Fungi; Ascomycota; Eurotiomycetes; Eurotiales; Aspergillaceae
Product: sugar porter family MFS transporter
Exons: 5
Coding region: 1-1527 (508 amino acids)
Biological process (GO): carbohydrate transport; transmembrane transport
Cellular component (GO): membrane
Molecular function (GO): carbohydrate:proton symporter activity
Source: RefSeq, a predicted model, not a curated record